Messenger RNA from Drosophila gunungcola (fruit fly), 902 nucleotides. Its product is annotated as lysozyme 3. The transcript has 3 exons. The record is from RefSeq and is a predicted model, not a curated record. Gene Ontology annotation, molecular function: lysozyme activity. Lineage: Eukaryota; Metazoa; Arthropoda; Insecta; Diptera; Drosophilidae. The annotation marks the transcript as partial.
CAAGUGGCUUUCAGCCAACUAAGAUCAGUUUUGUGGUCAACACGGCGGCAACAGGUCGGGUUUUCUAUUCUCGAUCGGAAUCAAAGCUCAGAUAUGCUUCGAUUAAUCGUCGGCUUGACUUGCUUGUGUCUACUGGUGCACAGUGGGUCCAACCAAGUGGUGGAAAACAAACCGGUCACGGAAGAUUGCCUGGACUGUCUGUGCGAAACAAUGAGUGGCUGCAAUGCAUCCGCAAUUUGUGUGAAUGGGGCCUGCGGAAUAUUCCGGAUUACCUGGGGCUACUGGGUGGAGGCGGGAAAACUUACUCUGCCAACCGAUUCAGAACUUUCCGAUGAUGCCUUCACCAACUGCGUGAAUCAGCCCCACUGCGCAGCCAACACGGUCCAGAACUAUAUGUUUAAGCACGGUCAGGAUUGCAAUGGAGAUGAUCACAUCGAUUGCCUGGACUUCGGAGCCCUCCACAAGUUGGGCAAUCUACAAUGUCGCGGAGAGCUGCCCAAUAUCUUCGGAAAGGUAUUCAACCAAUGCCUGAAAGCCAAGAAACGUUUGGCAGAAGGGAAAAUUAUCCAAGCAAAAGAAAAGUCGGCUUCAACAUAAUUGAUUUUUUAUUUAAUUUCUUUGCCGCUUUUUUUUGGCGGAAAUAUAAUUUUUUGUUUUUAAAACAAUCUUGGAAACACAUAUACACACACAUACAUCAAAACAUUGCUUAUGUUUGCCGCUUGAACAGUUUCCAAUAUAGGCAUGGAAUCUAUAGAUUUAAAUAUAUAUAUAUAUAUAUAUAAUAUAUAUUAGAGGGGUAUAUGAAAACUACUUUAAUAUGCUCUCGUCUUUUUAUAAUUUGUUAGUCAACAUGUUAACAUACUGGUAGUACAUAUUCAAUAAUAUAUCCGGAUUUCGACUUA